AUGGAAGACGACCAGCAAUACCCCAUUCUCACGCCUUCGGGAUUGCCUCGCCAAAACAAACCCUCCAUUGCAGACGACGACGUCAUGGAGCUGCUAUGGCAAAACGGCCAGGUCGUGAUGCAGAGUCAGAACCACCGUUCUUUCCGAAAACCGACGCCGCCUAGAGACUCCAACGAUGCUUCUGCCGCCGGUCCUUCCACGGCCAGGGAGAUUCGACCGCAGCUCGAUAAUUUCAAUCAACAUCUCUUCAUGCAAGAAGGCGAAAUGGCUUCGUGGCUUCACUAUCCAAUCGACGACGACGUCGUACCUCCGUUGGAUCAGACUUUCUGCGCCGAUUUCCUCUACUCGCCGCCCACCAUUAACAACAGCAGCGCCAUCCAAACCCUCGCCCGUACGUCUCAACUGACGGAGCUCCGCCCGAUGUCCGCACCGCCUCGACCUCCGGUUCCACCACCGAGGCGAUCGGAACCGAAGACGCCGAACUUCGCGUACUUUGCAAGGCACAACACGAGAGCCGCCGAGCAGAGCGUGAAGCCCGCCGUGAGGGAAUCCACAGUGGUGGAUUCGUGCGACACGGCUCCGGCGGUUUCGAGAGUUUCGGAAACUGAGAGGAACGCGGCGGAACCGACGGAAGGAGACGCCGGUCCUCCGGUGCCUUCGACGAGUGCCGGUGGCGGAAGGAGCACUAUGAUGUGCGAAGUGACUAUGGCGUCGUCCCCGGGCUGUUCUACUAGCAGCGGUGAGCCGGUUCACGUGGCAGCGACGGCGGAGGAUAGGAAGCGGAAGGGUCGGGAUGCGGAGGAAUGGGAGUGUCAGAGCGAGGAUGUUGAUUUUGAAUCGGAAGCAAAGAAACAAGUUCGAGGAUCAACGUCGACAAAGAGAUCACGUGCUGCGGAGGUCCAUAAUCUCUCUGAGAGGCUUUCACUUGCCAUUUGCACACAGAGGCGUCGUGAUCGGAUUAAUGAAAAGAUGAGAGCUCUGCAAGAACUUAUACCUCGAUGUAACAAGUCGGACAAAGCUUCAAUGUUGGAUGAAGCAAUUUCGUACUUGAAGUCAUUGCAGUUACAAGUGCAGAUGAUGUCCAUGGGAUGUGGCAUGGUACCUAUGAUGUUUCCUGGAAUCCAACAGUACAUUCCAGCAAUGGGAAUGGGGGUUGGAAUGGGUAUGGGCAUGGGUAUGGAAAUGGGAAUGAACAGACCUGUAAUGCCAUUUCCCAAUAUGUUACCUGCUUCUGCUUUGCCAGGAGCAACUGCAGCUGCUCAUUUGGGACCAAGGCUUCCAAUGCCUCCUUUCCACAUGCCGCGUUUUCCUGCUCCUGAUUCAUCUACAAUGCAAGCACAAAAUCAGACAGAUAAUACUAUGGUCGCUGCUGGUCAACCUGAUCCGAAUCACUCACGUCUCCCAAACUUUACGGAUCCUUAUCAACAAUAUCUUGGUCCCCACCAGAUGCAGUUUCAAGUAAUCCAGAAUCAGGCAAUGAACCAACCAAAUGUUAACAAGCCCGGUACCAGUAGGGGCCAUGAGAAUCCGGAAAACCGUUAG
Sphenostylis stenocarpa is the source of this 1542-nucleotide messenger RNA. The record is from the annotation of a GenBank genome assembly. Lineage: Eukaryota; Viridiplantae; Streptophyta; Magnoliopsida; Fabales; Fabaceae.